Molecule: messenger RNA, 1428 nt
Organism: Anopheles coustani
Lineage: Eukaryota; Metazoa; Arthropoda; Insecta; Diptera; Culicidae
Product: sodium channel and clathrin linker 1-like
Exons: 5
Coding region: 1-1428 (475 amino acids)
Source: RefSeq, a predicted model, not a curated record
AUGCCGGACGGGGCCACCGUUGGCAGUCGUCGUGAAAAGGACCGUGAGAGAUGUGAUUUACUGAAGCACGUCAACGAGCUGUGCCACGGCAUCGAUCAGGAGAUUCACUCCCAUCGGCAGGAGCACGAGCGCGUCCGGGCGACGCUGCAGGAGCUGUACGAGCGGGACAGGGAGGGUUCGCCCGGGCCAGCGGCCCACCCGUUCUCGGAGCCGGAUUAUAAACGUGUCAGCGAUGAAGUGAUCCGGAACCAGCAGAAUCAAAUCCAGCUGAUCAUAGAGGAAAAGGAUACGUUUGAAAAGCUGUGGAAAAGCUCCCAGCGUACGAUCCGUAUACUCGAGCUCGAAAUCCACGAGUAUCGGCGCCAGUUGAAGCAGCCUAAAAGUAUACACGAUCUGCGCCAGCAGUACACGGCGGCCGUGCAGCUGCUCGAACAGAAUCUGGGCGGCGUUCGGCAGGCGCUGGGGGAGAAAAUCGACGAAAAUAGACACCUGCAGCAGGAACGGGCGGAAGCGCUGGAGCGUAGCGCGGCGCUGGAGAAGAGCACGGAAGCGCAACGACAGGAAACGGAAGCAUUAGCGAAGGCAAUCGAAGAUCUGCGGCGAAGCGAGUCCCAGUUGCGGUCGGAGCUCGAGGGCACCAUGCGGGAGAAGGCGGAACUGGAGGAGCUGCUCGAUGCGGCCAAUGCGCUCGCGAAGCAGCACAUGAACCGGGAGCACGUGGCGCUGGCCAAGGUGCAGGAAGCACUGCAGCUCGCGGACACUGCGAUCGAGGAGAAGAACUGUGUCGUGCGGCGUGAACGGGACGCCCGCGACGAGUGCGACUUCCUGGCGUCCACCAUCGGCCAGGUGAUGGAGGAGGCCGCCCGGAAGGUGGAGCACGAGCUGGCCGGCCUGCGGAGCGGCUACGAGGCGCGGAUCGGCGAGAUCGAGCGGGCACUCGAGCUGACGCGGUCCGCACUGGAGGCGCAGAGUCAACGGGCGGCUCGGGCCGAAACGGCGGCCCGGACGGUGGAGGACAAGUUCCGGGCGCUGCUGAAAACGAACCAAAAUCUCGACACGGACCUGCGGGCGGCUUCGAAGAUGAUUGUAGAAAUGGAGCUCAAGAUGGAAGCACUUCAAAAAACCAUGGCCAAAGAAAAGGAAACCAACAGAGCUUGCAGUGCCCGCGAGGAGGACCUGCAGCGGCUGCUGGCUAAUAACGAGCAGCUGAGGGGCCGCUGGAAGCGCGAGAUGCUGGCGGUGACCGGCGAACUGCAGCGCAAGAUUGAAACAAUGCACCGAGAAAAUUGCCAGCUGAGAGCGGAAAACAAUCAAUUAAAGGAUCAACUAUUAAUGGUAUCGGGUUCAGCUGAGGCGGACGCUGAUGUUGAUGUUGCCGUUGCUGGAACUGGAAGUGCCGGAGUUGCAGAGACACCGCAGCAUUCGUGA